GGGGUACCUUAUUUGAUGAUUCUGUGGAAUUUGUUGCUGGUAUACGAAUUUUUCUGAUUUCGGGCCAUGACUAUUGAACCUUUCCAGACCACCUUCGCGGUCCCAAUGACCUGCGAGGGUUGCGUUAAAGAUGUCUCUGCGUCGCUCAAGAAACUGGACGGGAUUAGCAAGGUCGAGGCCAGCCUGAAGGACCAACUGGUCUUCAUCGAGGGCACCGCGCCGCCCAGCUCCAUCGUCACGACCAUCCAAGCUACGGGUCGUGACGCGAUCCUCCGAGGCAGCGGUACCUCCAACAGUUCCGCGGUCUGCAUCCUCGAAACACAUUCCACGACUGUCUCGAACAAGAUCCGCGGGCUGGCGCGCAUGGUUCAGGUGUCAUCCAACAUGACGCUGGUGGAUUUGACGAUCAAUGGGCUCGCGCCGGGCAAGUACGUGGCGACCGUGCGCGAAGCGGGCGAUAUCUCGCAGGGAGCGGCGUCGACGGGAGGUAUCUGGGAGGCCGUCAAGGCCAAAGUUCUGGGCUCGCCGACGGAGUCGGCCAAGGAACCACGUGGAGUGUUUGGGUCGGUCGAGGUGGACGCAAAGGGUCGGGGCAAUGUGUUUUUAGAUCGACCGGUCGCGAUCUGGGAGAUGAUUGGGCGCAGUAUGGUGGUGUCAAAGAGUGCCGAGGGGCCCUUUGACCGGGAAGACUCGAACACAUUGGUCGGGGUGAUUGCUCGUAGCGCGGGGGUGUGGGAUAACGACAAGAUGGUGUGUUCCUGCUCCGGCAAGAAUGUCUGGCAAGAGCGGCAGGAGCAGGUCUCCCAAGGCAUGGUAUAGAGGGAUCUGAUAAUGAUGGAAGGUAUGGAGGGAGUAUCUGGAUGUUGUGAUUUGACUACAUCCAAGAGGGGGACAUAAGCCGUUCUAUGUAUAGCACAGAAGGAGGGGUCGUCAGUAUUACUACUACCAGUUCUACCAAUAUACGAGCCACAUGAAUGAAUG
Molecule: messenger RNA, 981 nt
Organism: Aspergillus saccharolyticus JOP 1030-1
Lineage: Eukaryota; Fungi; Ascomycota; Eurotiomycetes; Eurotiales; Aspergillaceae
Product: copper chaperone CCS1
Exons: 4
Coding region: 67-819 (250 amino acids)
Biological process (GO): removal of superoxide radicals
Cellular component (GO): cytoplasm
Molecular function (GO): copper ion binding; superoxide dismutase copper chaperone activity
Source: RefSeq, a predicted model, not a curated record